This is a messenger RNA of Acanthamoeba castellanii str. Neff, 942 nucleotides long. RefSeq names its product Ser/Thr phosphatase family superfamily protein. The transcript has 3 exons. The record is from RefSeq and is a predicted model, not a curated record. The coding region runs from base 1 to 942 and encodes 313 amino acids. Lineage: Eukaryota; Discosea; Longamoebia; Acanthamoebidae. Gene Ontology annotation, molecular function: hydrolase activity.
AUGGAGUUCUCGUCGUCUGGCGAUGAUGAAGAAGAAGAACUGCAACCACAACACAAUCUGGACGAAGAAGAGGUUGCGAUGGACAUCGAGGGCGCGAGGAGCUGCGGCCAGACGACGGUGGUGCCCUACGCGGACCGGGGCCUCCGGUCACUCCUCAGCUUGGGUGGGCGCGCACCCGGCCCGGCCCGCCUGCUCGCCAUUCCGGCCUUCGAGCAGCGUCGCGGGGCCUUCGGCGCCGGCACUCGGCGGGUGCGGAUCGUGUGCCUGUCCGACACGCACAUGAAGCACGCCUUCCUCACCCCGUUCAUGCCUCAGGGCGAUGACCACAUCCUGCUGCACGCGGGCGACUUCACCAGUCUCGGCCGGGUGGAGCACGCCCUCGAGUUCAACGAGUGGCUCGGCACGCUCCACUACCGCCACAAGUUCAUCAUCAGCGGCAACCACGAGCGAGUGUGCGGUGACGUGCGGAGCCACAGCCGCUACGCGGGCCUGCUGACGAACGGGACCUACGUCACCCAUGGCUGCGUCACCCUCGAGGAGUUUGGCGGGCUCACCAUCUUCCUCUCGUCCUGGGAAAAGAAACACCGGGACAACACCUCCGCCGAGCCGGAGCUCUUCCCGUGGGACCACCCGCGGCUCUUCCCGGGCGAAGAAAAGAACGAAAGCGAAAGCGAAAACGAAAGAGAAAGCGAUGGCGGCGGCCGGCGGGGCGUGGACGUGCUGGUGACGCACCUGCCCCCGCGAGGCGUGCUCGACACAGUGCGGCUGGUGAAGCAUCGCGGCAGCGCUCGGCUUCGCGACCGCGUGGCGCAGAUUCGACCAACCGUGCAUGUGUUCGGCCACGUGCAUCGGGGCGGGGUGGAAGCGAGCAACGGCACCACCUUCAUCAACGCGGCCAACCCAGGCACCAACGGACCCAUCGUCUUCGACUACUACUAUUGA